Molecule: messenger RNA, 10649 nt
Organism: Caretta caretta (loggerhead turtle)
Lineage: Eukaryota; Metazoa; Chordata; Testudines; Cheloniidae
Source: RefSeq, a predicted model, not a curated record
GUGGGGAGGCGGGGGGUGGACCUUCUGAAGCAAUUGGAUUAUCUUUUCUGCUGGACACUGGGAAGGUCUGUUUGUGCAGCUGAAGGCUAGAGACGGGUCCGAGCGUUGCACCCUUGGAAACAGCAGGUCCCAGCGUUCUGCUCCCCAGCUGAGCUGCCUGGAUGCUGCUUUGGUCUUUGAGCGCUUAACUCAAUAUUCCCUGUUCACAUGGAGGACCUCCUUGUCUGGGAUCAAGGAGACUGAAAGAUCCUUACCCUGAAUUUCGGAGGGGAUAAACCAUGGCUUAAACGUGAAAGGCAAAGCCCCAUUUUCCAUAGGCUGAAUAAUAGUCACCUGAAAUCUUUAAGACAAGCAACAAAUAUUUAAGAGACCAAGGAUACAGUGUUAAGUUAAGAAUCCGAGGAGUACAGCUACUGUGGCAAGAGGCCGGCCUGCCUUAGUGAAGGAAAGUGGAAGCAUAGUACUAUCCAAACGUUCACAAUGGUAAUGCAACAGUCCCUCCUAACCUGUUCAGGAGUGGUGUUUGCUCUGUACCUUCAUCAUGUCAUCAGAGCCAUCGAAGUUCCCCUCGAUCCAAAUAUUCAGAGUGAAUUGUCUCAACCUCCCACGAUUACAGAGCAGUCUGUGAAGGACUAUAUUGUAGACCCAAGGGAUAACAUCUUCAUUGAAUGUGAAGCCAAAGGGAACCCCAUUCCUACUUUUUCUUGGACACGGAAUGGGAAGUUCUUCAACGUGGCCAAGGACCCGAAGGUCUCGAUGCAGCGCAGGUCGGGGACACUGGUCAUCGACUUCCGUGGCGGUGGAAGGCCGGAGGAUUAUGAGGGGGAAUACCAGUGCUCUGCUCGAAACGAGUACGGGACAGCGCUCUCCAGCAAAAUCCUCCUGCAGGUUUCCAGGUCUCCCUUGUGGCCAAAGGAACAUUUGGACCUCGUAGAGAUCGAUGAAGGAUCCCCACUGACUUUAAAAUGCAACCCACCCCCUGGGCUGCCACCUCCAGUUAUCUUCUGGAUGAGCAGCUCCAUGGAGCCAAUCCACCAAGACAAGCGCGUCUCCCAGGGCCAGAACGGCGACUUAUACUUCUCCAACGUUAUGCUGCAGGAUGCCCAAACUGACUACAGCUGUAACGCGCGCUUCCACUUCACCCACACCAUCCAGCAGAAAAACCCUUACACGCUCAAGGUCCAAACCAAGAAUCCCCAUAAUGAAACGUCUUUUCGAAAUCACACUGACAUGUACAGUGCCCGAGGGGUUAUGGAAACGACCCCCAGCUUCAUGUAUCCCUACGGGACCUCAAGCAACCAGAUAGUGCUGAGAGGGGUGGACCUCUUACUCGAGUGCAUUGCUUCAGGAGUACCAGCACCAGAUAUCAUGUGGUACAAGAAAGGAGGAGAGCUCCCAACGGACAAAACCAAGUUGGAAAAUUUUAACAAGGCCCUUCGCAUCACCAACGUCUCUGAGGAAGACUCUGGGGAAUACUUCUGCUUAGCGUCCAACAAAAUGGGCAGCAUCCGCCACACUAUUUCAGUGAGAGUGAAGGCGGCCCCUUACUGGUUGGACGAACCACAAAACCUUAUUUUGGCCCCUGGUGAAGAUGGUAGACUCGUGUGUCGAGCCAACGGGAACCCGAAGCCUACAAUCCAGUGGUUGGUGAAUGGAGAGCCCAUAGAAUCUGCUCCUCCCAACCCAAGUCGGGAAGUGGCCGGAGACACCAUUGUAUUUCGGGAUACCCAGAUUGGCAGCAGUGCCGUGUACCAAUGUAAUGCUUCCAACGAACAUGGCUACCUUCUGGCUAAUGCCUUCGUCAGUGUUCUGGAUGUGCCUCCCCGGAUUCUUGCCCCACGGAACCAGCUGAUCAAAGUGAUUCAGUAUAACAGGACCCUCCUUGACUGCCCAUUCUUUGGCUCCCCGAUCCCCACUUUGCGCUGGUUUAAGAAUGGUCAGGGAAGCGCCCUGGAUGGAGAGAACUACCAGAGGCAUGAAAAUGGGAGCUUGGAAAUAAACAUGGCUCGGAAGGAGGACCAGGGAAUCUACACCUGCGUCGCCACCAACAUUCUGGGUAAAGCAGAGAACCAGGUUCGUUUGGAGAUCAAAGACCCAACUAGGAUCGUGAGAGGGCCAGAAGAUCUGAUUGUAAAGAGGGGCUCCAUGGUUCGAUUAGACUGCCGUAUAAAACAUGACUCUACGCUGAAACUCACAGUCGCCUGGCUGAAAGAUGAUACACCUCUGUACAUUGGAAACAGGAUGAAGAAGGAAGAUGACGGUUUGAUAAUCUAUGGUGUGGCUGAAAAAGAUCAAGGAGAUUAUACAUGUGUAGCCAGUACUGAACUGGACAAAGACUCCGCCAAAGCAUUCCUCACCGUGCUAGCUGUCGUGUCUGCUCCAACUAAUCGUAUGACAGCCUUACCCAAAGAACGACCUGAGCGGCCUCGUGACCUGGAGCUGACAGACCUGGCGGAAAGGAGUGUGCGCUUGACAUGGAUACCUGGUGAUGACAAUAACAGCCCAAUCACAGAUUAUGUGGUUCAGUUUGAAGAGGACAAGUUCCAGCCUGGGUCGUGGCAUAACCAUUCCCGUUAUCCAGGGAGCGUUAACUCAGCUGUUCUGCGCCUCUCACCCUAUGUCAACUACCAGUUCCGAGUGAUCGCUGUGAAUGAAGUUGGGAGCAGCCUGCCCAGCCUUCCUUCUGAACGAUACCAUACUAUUGGGGCAAGUCCAGAAAUCAACCCAACAGGAGUUCGAGGAGCAGGGACUCAAAAAAACAACAUGGAGAUAACUUGGACUCCGCUGAACGCAACCCAAGCUUAUGGGCCCAACCUCAGGUACAUAGUCAACUGGAGGCAAAGGGAUACGCGGGACAGCUGGAGCAACGAGACAGUGAGAACCACAAGGCAUGUUGUCUGGAAUACACCCAUCUAUGUGCCCUAUGAGAUCAAAGUGCAGGCAGAGAACGACUUCGGGAGAGCUCCAGAGCCUGACGUCAUCAUCGGCUACUCAGGGGAAGAUUAUCCCAAGGCUGCCCCCACUGAUAUUAGGCUAAAAGUUAUAAACAGCACAGCAGUCAGUCUCCAAUGGAGCAGAGUAUACCCGGAUACCAUCCAGGGACAACUUAAGGAAUACAGAGCCUAUUUCUGGAGAGAAAGUAGUUUGCUGAAGAACCUCUGGGUCUCCAAAAAAAGGCAGUCUGUGGGUUUUGUUGGAGACCGACCACGGGGCCUAGUGUCCCGGCUGUUUCCUUACAGCAACUACAAACUGGAGAUGGUUGUAGUCAACGGGAGAGGAGAUGGGCCUCGGAGUGAAAUUAAGGAGUUCACAACACCUGAAGGAGUACCCAGUGCCCCCAGGUAUAUCAGAAUCCGACAGCCUAACCUGGAAACCAUCACUUUGGAAUGGGACCACCCUGAACACCCCAAUGGAAUUCUCACUGGAUACAACCUUAGAUACCAAGCCUUUAAUGGAUCCAAAAUGGGCAGAACACUGGUAGAGACCUUCUCCCCAAACCAAACAAGGUUUACGCUCAAGAGGACAGACCCCAUCUCGCGCUAUAGAUUCUUCCUGCGUGCUAGGACACAGGUGGGAGACGGAGAAUCCAUUGUGGAAGAGUCGCCAGCCCCGCUGAAUGAAGCCACUCCAACCCCAGGUACCGUACCAACUGGAGGAGGAGCUGCAACCUUGUUGCCUACAACUACAGUCAGUCUGACCAGCACCACAGCCAUCGCCACAACCACCAUCACCACCGCAGCCACAACCACGAAAACCACGACAACCGUCUCCGGCACUGCAGCCACUACGCAGAGUGCUCCAACAGCCACCACUAGGCGGGAGUUUGCCACGAAUGGAUCAUCCAUAUGGAACGUAAAAGCUUUCACUAACAGUAACUGGGCAAACAUCACCUGGAGCCACAAUUUUUCUGCUGGAACUGACUUUGUGGUUGAGUAUAUCACCAGUAACAAUACAGUGAGAUCUAUCCCUGUUAAAGCUCAGACCCCUUCCUCCGUGCAGCUGGCUGACCUUACCCCCGGGAUGACGUACCAGUUGUGGGUUUUUCCCAAAUGGUCUAGCCCCAGCAAAACCUCUUACAUAACCUUUACGACAAGCUCAGCUUAUACCAAGAACCACGUGGACAUUGCAACCCAGGGCUGGUUUAUUGGGCUGAUGUGUGCCAUUGCGCUUCUGGUUCUGAUUUUGUUGAUAGUGUGCUUCAUUAAGAGAAGCAGAGGCGGGAAAUAUCCAGUGCGUGAAAAAGUUGAAGUCCUAGAUCAUGAAGACCACAAAGUAGAUGAUCCGUCAUUUGACUACAGCGAUGAAGACAACAAGGAACCGCCAGGCAGCCACACCUCCUUGGACGGCACAAUAAAGCAGGAAAGCGACGAUAGCUUGGUGGAUUAUGGAGAGGGGGGCGAAGGGCAGUUCAACGAGGAUGGCUCCUUUAUUGGCCAAUACACAGUCAAGAAGGACAAGGAGGAGACAGAAGGCAACGAGAGUUCAGAAGCCACAUCCCCCGUCAAUGCUAUCUACUCCCUUGCGUAACAAAAUACAAUGAAACCACAACGACAAAUAUAUACAUAGCCGUGGUGGUCAAACCGCCGCCGCCAACAGGAACCCGAGUAUGGAAAAAAAAAAAAAAUCCCAACGAAAAAAGAUCAAACAAAACCAGAACAGUCCAGGUGGUCACCAGUGCCAUCCUAUCCUGAGCAAACAAGUGAACAGCAAGGAUUUAUGGGGUGCUAAUGUGUUGUAGCUGUAGCUGAAAUCUGAGCUGAACCAAAGGGGCCAGAGAAAGAGCAGGACACACAGGUUCUACACCCCGGGCUUCAGAACUUGGACCGCCAACCCCUCCCCAUGUCUUCUUUUUUAGAUAACACAGCACUCUCUUUGGUUACUCGUUUACACUGCUGAGGUUUCUGGUUUUUUUCCUUUUUAGGUUCAAAGUUAUUUUUUGGAGAAAGGUCCCAAAUCAGAGAAAGGGGGAUUGGGUCAUGAAUCCACACAAGGAAGCAGGAGGGGUCAAUCAGCUAGGAAUAGAAACAACAUGUUACUGUAUUAACAGGACGUUCUCUGUGACUGUAGUUGAGAUGGACGUCUUUACAGCCAGCACCUCGCUCAUAACACCGCCAAAACAAGUCAGCACCACAAAGACCCUUCCUGUAAGGUGAAGCAGCAUUGCGCUGAACCCCAGAGGAAGACUUUGCUCAUGAGGUUUUCAUUGGUGCAGUUGGAUUUGUGUUAUACCUCUUAUUAAUGCUAAACAUCCACAUUGGGUUCUGUCACCAAGGAACCGAUGGGUGAGGUUACCCUGCAUCCAUGCUACUUAGCAAAGUAUUUUUGUUUUUUUUUAAGGGAUGUUGGGGAAGAAAUUUAGGACUUGAUUAAAGACAGACAGAUGCAGCUCACCACCUGACUCCAAGCGACUGCUAGCCACUGGAUAAUUAUGUGGGAGAUUCUUAUUUUAUUCUUAUUUUAUAAGAGAAAAAUAUAACCCCACAAACCCCACUACUUUUAAGGAAGAACCCAUAAAUCAGUGGAAAGCAAAGAGGAAGGACAAGUAUUAACAUACGAAAAAGGGACUAAGGGUUGAUAUCAUAUAUCCAAUCAUGAAAAGAUGACACCUAACAGCCGUGGGGGGUGGGUAAAAGAACAAAUUAUAUUAACCCAGAAUUGCAGCUGCUGCUAAGCUCCUUGAAAGUUUCAGGGAUGCCCAGGCCUGUAAAUGGCAAAGACACAGGACAUGGGAUCUCCUUCCACAUUAUUCUGAUCAAUAGGGUGUGAUUCAGUUUCUCAGUUAAAAAUCUCCUCUUAGGCUGGUGCAGCGGCCUUUUGCCCUUCGAUCAAUCACCCCACAGGAGAAAUUACCAUGUGCUUAAGGCUCCAUUUUGUUAUUUACAUAUCAAGACAACUCAGUUCAGCUAACCUGCUAAUACACUGUAAUAACAUGUCUUUAUAGGAAGUUCUAUCAUUACAAUGCUCUUCCAUAUGCCUUAUACAGCUUCAAACUUCCCCUGAAGUUUAAUAAACUAAGAAUAUUCACCCACAGCUUAAGCCCCUGACGUGAUGGUCUCUAAUCUGUCAGUCCACUAGGAAUAAGGAUGCUUGUGCAGCCCUUCCAUCUGAGACAGCAUGGAUCAUUGUAGAAGACAGAGGUUUAUAACAGACCGUACUUAGUGGCAAAUGCCAUUUGUCUUCUCCCCAUCUCGUGCACAUGUGAAACCAAAGGUACCUUUGCUGAGAGAGAUCAGAUGACUUCAGACAGUUUCACAGUUAUACAACGUUAGGCAGGGUUUUUAUUUUUUACUGAAGAAGAUGGUUCUGUUGGACAUAAUGGACUAAAUGCUGUAGGAUUCAUACAAUUGUUUUAGCUUUCAAGCUAUUUUGCUACAAAGACAUCUUGCUCACAAAGAUGUUUUUACUAAAAGGGAUAGUUUAGACACAUUUGCCACAUUCUCUAAAGCUGCCAUGAUAUCUAACAGCUCAACUAUUUUGCAUUUCUAAGAAAGAAACCCAAACUAGGUCCAUUCCUGUGCAACAUACUCAGUCAAACAAGCAAAGAAACAGGAGGGAGAGUUUAGCUGUGGCAAAGAAGUUGGAUGCACCAUGUGAUUCAGAAUGGGUCAUAGACUGCUGAUAAAAGACUGCCAAAGCUGCCUCCUAUGCAUAGGGUUACUCCUGCUAACAUGGUCUAAGCCACAAAGGAAAUCACCUGCCACGGUAGUUAACUUUUUCCUUUAGAGGGAGAAAAAUCAUAACCAUCACUCUGUUACUGUCAAUGUAAAUGCAUUACAGCCAGAGGCUUAAUUUUAAUGGACUCAGCUGGCAUUGUUCCAUAGCGAGGGGAGACCCUAAACCACUCACUUCUAGGGAAGAAAGCAGCCACCUCUGAGCAGUUUAUAACACACGAGGCCAAAUUUCAAAUAAUGCUGAGUUUAAGAUGGUGUGGUGUAUACAUCUGGGAUCAUCAUCAAAAGUGAUGCUGUACAUGCAGGCCAAAUCACCAGUGUAACAGCCUCCCCACCCACCCAGGAUCAUCACAGGGAACGUACCUAGGAACCACCAAAUCACAGGCCUCUGUCAUUUGAUCUAAAGGAGUGCCUCCAUUGGCGGGUAGCAAUAGGAAGUUCUUAUCCUCCCUCUGGACCAGCCACUAGAGGGGAAUGAGACACCAUUGGCCACCGUAUUACACCUACACCCUAUGGAGCUGCAAGGGUGCAGUGAGAGCAGCCUGGCCUGUGAUUCACACCCCCUAUGUUCUGUCCCCUGUGAAUCACUUUACUGAGCCACCUACAUAGCAUCUGUUUGGAAAAGGAAAGAGAAGUGCUUCGCUUUGUGGCUAUUUCACAUAUUGCUCACUCAAGCCACCAUAACAUUCCUAGAUCAGCAGAGACUAGAGAAGGUUACCUCAAAAAGAGCAGAGGAGUCAGGUUCCUUACACUCAGCAUACUGACCCCUGACACCGUGUUGCUUGUUCCUUGAGUCACCACCAAAGGAAAAAAGAUGCCUAUGUAGGAUGAAAGGGACAAAAUGUAUCCCUGGUUUAACUCCACUCAAGUCAAUGUUACACCAGAAAUUGAUCUGAAUCUAAAAAAGAAAGCCAAGCACAGAGCACACAUCCUUUAUGGAGAAGUCCUAUAUGAUUUACCAAGGAUGAAAAUAAGGGUCUGUAGAAAUGGAGUCGGGAUCUCUGGAAAUUGAAAAGCUAUAGGAUACAGAAGAACAGUGGUAUGGGGUUGUUUUUUUUUUGGUUUUUUUUGAAGCAGCCUCUAAAAUAGGGGUUAUCCACCUUUUACUUUCUGAGGCCAACAUGCUGUCAAAACGCCAUGGCCCAGCUGGGCCACUGCACCUGCUUUCCUGCAUAUAAAUGCCAGGGUCGGCGUUAAGGGGUAGCAAGCAGGGCACUUGCCUGGGGCCCCACACUACAAGGGAGACCACAAAGCUAGUUGCUCAGGCUUUGGCUUCAGCCCCAGGUGGUGGGGCUCAGGGCCCCUGGCUGCAGUCCUGUGCAGCGGGGCUUCAGCUUUCUGCCCUGGGCUCGAGCAAGUCUAAUACCGGCCAUGCUUGGUGGACCACCUGAAACCUGCCCGUGGUCCCCACAGGGGGCCCCGGACACCUGGUUGAGAACCACUGCUCUAGAGUUUUGCAGCAGGCACACAUAAUUCUCUGUUAAAUCUAGAGAGAGGUUGACAAACUUACACAGAGCAUAACAUUUCCUAUUAUAUUCCAUAGGUCUUUUCCAUAAAGGUUUAUUAGGUGUUUCCCUGUAGUCAUUGUGUACUAGUAGCUAACUCAUGGCUUGCAAAGCCAUCUGACUGAAGGCUAAUUAGAAUUUUGGUGGCUAAGUUAAUACGUGUGCAUGACUUCUACCAGACCUUACUGUAAAAUUACCACAGUGGCCCUAGAGCUAUUAACACACAAUGCCUGCAUCAAAUAUGUUUUUAGUUGGGUAGAUUAUAAGCUAUUAAAACAACCUAUGGAGUUGUACUGCAGGAGACAUAUUGCAGGAAACAGUCAUGCUCUGUCUCCCCCGAGAUGUACUGGAUGAGCUAAUAGGUCUUGUUCAUCUAUAAUACCUGGCUGUCCAAAGAGGUCUGUGCAAUGCAAACAAUCCAGAUUCUCUCUCUUUCGCCCUCAUGGGGGAUUCAUCCAAGUCACCGGGCUGGUCUGUGCACCAUGGCCUCAAGUAGGCAGAGUCCAUCAGCUACGGAGCACUGUCAGGUGCCCAGGGCAUAUGCUGCGCUGUGCAGCCAGAGGUGCACACUGCUCCGAUUCUGAAGGUCAACCAAGCACCCCACCCUGUGGUGUGUCUGACCAACUGAGCCUUCCCGCCUGUGAUGCCAAAAGGACAUAGAAAGAACAUUGCACUGUCCACUCCUCUAAGCAUGCCCUCUGCUGGUGAAGGCAGCAUUUCCCCUAAACAAUCUGGUUCUCCAUCCAGACGCAGGCAGCGCUUUCGACUGCCCUAUCACUCAAGCUACGUCCUGCAUUGUUAAACUGGCAGCUCUUUCGUUAAAAUCUGUAAUUGGUGGAAGACACGAGGAACUAGACAAAGGCCUGAACCAAAAUCUCAGAUCUGAGCACUCUCAGAAGCCUGGAAAGAGUCCACAUCUGGAUCCAGACUUAGCAAGUCUGGACUCUCUUCUGUAACAUGGCGAACUAAAACCAUAUAUAUAUUUUGGGGACGCUUAGCUAUACACUCCAUUGCUAGAGACCCACUGUACCCAAAGCCAGGGAAAAAGCUCUGUAGCUGUUUGAAAUGUGGCCUUAGGAGAGCAAGCUGCUGUUUCUUCUCCAGCAGAUCCUAAACACAGCAAUGUGCAUAAAUAAUGAGGGAGAAACAGGGGCUACAUAUGCAUGAUAUUGAGGCUGCUCCUAAUUUUCCUUAGAGACAGUAAACAUGGGAGUUGGAUCGAUUGUGUUAUGGAAUAACAGCUCACACUCUUGAAAUCCUGAUUUCAGAAAUGCUAUUGAAGUCUAAAUUGCCUGGAAGCUACCUAGGUCAUCCCACUCCUCACACCCACACAUUUCCCCCUUCCCGUAUUUCGACCCUGCAAAAAAUGACCUGGAGGUCAACUGUUCUACUAAGUUUCUGACCCCAGAGAUUCAUCGGCCUAUUAUGAAUUGUGUUUAAGUGACUAAACAAGAUGCAACCCAUUACUUGGUAGAGACAUCCUGCUGUAGAUAUUCUGGGGGGACUGGGACAGAUAAGAAGGUGGGGGAAGCAUUAUUGAUCUUCAUUAGGAUUUUGUCUCUUGUUACAUGCUUUACCUGACCAGCAGCACUCAGUCGACCCAUCGUGGCCUUUUCCCAUCCACGCUAGCAGCAGUCCUGACCCGGGAAGAAUUCUGAGGCACUGAAUUCAUUUCCUGGAAUGUAGCCAGAUGUGAAGGGCGUGUCCUAGCACAGCAGUGAUUGCCACCUGUAACAACGUGCAUUGCACCAGGUUAAUUCUGUGCUAGCAGCAAAAGAUUUCAGUGAAGCAAUAAAAAAAUAAAACCUUGUAAAAAUGAAAAACCUUUUUUGUUCCAUGCAUUACAACAAACCACUUUAUUACAGGAAAUAAUAAUGCUUUUCCAAUUCUUAAAAACUCCACUAUAUCAGUGGCUUUCCCUUUGCCCAGCAAUGCCCGUCUCUCCACGUGUUCUUUUUAAUUGGGCAUCAUUCUCAGAUUGUGAUGUCAAUUGCAGUCUGAACCUGUGUCGAAUCUGCAAAACAGAUUUCUUCCUUUGCACAACUGAGUUUUAAACAUUCAUUUCCACAGCUAGUGUUGGAAAGAAAACAUUGGACUACUCUGGUUUUCAAUUUUUUGUUUUGUUUUUCAUUUGUAAAUAUUUAACCCCCAUCUCUGUCUAAAACCUCCUGGUCAUUCUAAUACAUUCUACAUAUUUAUUUACCUUUUUAAAAAAGAAAACAAUUAUUUUGUGUUAAUCUACUUUCCCCCCCAGUGAUAAAUGCAUAUCUGAGGCUGUAUAGAAAGGCUUACAGCAAGACGAUAGAGAAAUGUUUAAUAUAUGGACUUAUACACGGACUGCAUGAGCAACGAAAAAGGCCAAAAUAUCCAGUUAUCUUUCUUUGGGGGAAAAGGGGGGGAGAAUCGCUGUAAAAACUUGAUUUUUUGUAUAGAGAACACUAAACAUAUAAUAAAAACAUUGUUCAAAACUGAA